AUGUUUCCAUUCCAUAGCAAUAGUAACAACAACAACAACACGAAUAAUAGUACAAGUGUUACUCCGAAUCAGCAGCACACCUAUCGGAGGCUCACUCCUCUUUCUCAACAACAAGGCUCUUCUGAUUCUGUUCCGAAUUUCACGUUUUAUUCUUCGAAUCAUCAUCCAUCUUCUUUACAUGGAGUUUCUCAUUUCCACUCGGGACUCUCAUCCUCUUCAUACUCUCCAUAUACAUCUUCUUCUUCGUUGUUUCAUGAAGAAGAUUCAUCACGGGACGAUAAGAAAAAAGAUUCAAAUUUUUUGUCCGUUUGGGAACAACGACAUCGAUGGAAAUUAUUUGCAAAUCAUUCACCGUAUUUCUCAAUGUGUUUUAUUUGUUUGAUAUUAUUGUUGGUUUCUUUAGGAAUUUUGUUGAGUAUUGUGUUUUUUGUGUUGCAGGAAGAGGAAUUUGACCAAUUAAAAAUUGGAAUUUUGAUGAUGUUUAAGGAGAAUAAGAGAAAUGAUUGGCAUUUGCAAUACUCGAUAAAGAGUGAUGAAAAGUAUUUGAAAUUUAUUGUUCUUGGUGAUUGGGGAAGACGAGGUUUAUUUAAUCAAACUGAAGUGGCUGAACAAAUGGAAUAUUAUUGUAAAAAUUUUGGAUGUGAUUUUGUGAUUAGCACGGGUGAUAAUUUUUAUCAAGAUGGAGUUAAAUCGGUAGAUGAUAUUUUAUUUAAGGAAAGUUUUGAAGAUGUUUACAAUCAAGAAACUCUUUCAAAACUUCCUUUUCUGAGUGUAUUAGGAAAUCACUGCUACAGAUCCAAUCCCUAUGCACAAGUAGAAUAUACUCAAUAUGAAAAAUCCACAAAGAGACUUUACAUUCCAUCCGAAUAUUUCACAGAAGUCAUGUACUUUCCAGAAAAGAGAGUCCUCGCUACUAAAAGGUCUGAUUCCAUUGAAACAGAAAAUUCUGAUGAGAAACAAACUUCUCAUCAUGACAUUCAACGCAAGAACAUGGCAAGCCUCUCUAAAAAGAUGACCCAACACGACUUUCGAGUUCAAUUUCUUUUCCUGGAUACCAAUCCCUUCAUUCAGCGAUAUUAUUCACAUCCCAAAAUGAAUCAACAUGCACUUCACAAGACCAGUAAUUUGAGAGCUCAAUUAGGAUUUAUGGAAAAUAUGAUGAAUGAAUUGGAAGACAAAAUUGAUAGUGGAAGAACAGAUCAAAUUCCUUAUUUCAUCAACUCAGAAAGAAGGAAAAUGACGAUGGAUCUACAAUCGAAUGAUGAAAAUCAGCAACCCAAUGACGGACCUGAUCCGAAUCACUCUCAUUCUUCAUUCUCAUUGACAAACAUUCCUCUUUGGAAAAUUGCAAUAGGUCAUCAUCCUCUUUAUUCUGCAAGUAGUCAUGGUGAUAGUGACGAUUUAGUGGAUAGACUCUUACCUUUUUUCAAAAGAACAGGAAUUUCUCUCUAUUUUAGUGGACACGAUCACAAUUUACAAUAUCUCAAAUUGCCUGACAAUUCUUUACAUCAAUUUAUAUCAGGGGCUGGAUCUGCUGUUCGAUUUGAUGUGGUGCCUCAUCAUCCCUAUCUUCAAUCCUUCCAACAAGAAUCAGGCUUUAUGUAUGUGAGACUUUCUAAGGAUUUAUUGGAUGUUUCAUUUGUCAGCUUGGAAGGUAAGGUCACAAAUCGUGUGAAAAUUCCAAAGCAGCAUUCAUGA
This is a messenger RNA of Naegleria lovaniensis, 1698 nucleotides long. RefSeq lists its product as uncharacterized. The transcript has 4 exons. The record is from RefSeq and is a predicted model, not a curated record. Lineage: Eukaryota; Heterolobosea; Eutetramitea; Acrasida; Naegleriidae. The coding region runs from base 1 to 1698 and encodes 565 amino acids. Gene Ontology annotation, molecular function: acid phosphatase activity; ferric iron binding; ferrous iron binding.